AUGUACUUAUUCUUCAAACGUGUUAAGUUUGUAAAAUCUUUUUUUCCGCCGCUCUCAGCAUUAUCAUGGAGAAGAACCCUAUACCCUAAUACCUGGUCGGAGCUUCCUCUAGAUCUCUUGAACUUAGUUUUGGAACGCCUCGGAUUUGCUGAUUUUAAACGAGCUAAAUCCGUGUGUUCGUCUUGGUACUCUACUUCGACCGUGACAAAAAAUCAGGUCCCUUUGCUGAUUCUCUUCCCCAAAGACAAAAACAACAACAACUCAUGCACGCUGUUCAAUCCCGAGGAAAAAGACAGACUAUACAAAACGCAAAAUCUUGGUGUUGAAUUUGCAAAGAGUGUUUGUAUUGCAACCUACGGAAGUUGGCUCCUUAUGCAAGAUCCUCUGUAUAAUUUAUACAUUUUGAAUCUAUUCACUGGCGAGAGGAUCAAUCUUCCUCCAGUGGAGUCACAGCUUGGCAUGGUAAAGGUUGAGCGAACCAUGGAUGAUUGGUUUCACGUUUCACAAGAUAUGAUCACAAGCACUUCCAAAGGUAUGAACAUAGGCUCCCCUGUGUUUUGGAUCAACGAGGAAACCAAGGAUUAUAUAGUUCUAUGGGUACUUGAAAUAUUGUGUGUGGUUUAUGCCAAGAAAGGAGAUACCUCGUGGAAUCAAAUUCCCAAUAUCUCAGAUUAUGAUUGUGACAUGCUUUACAAGGAUCACAAGCUUUUCAUCCUAAGCGACACUGGUACUUUCGAAAUCUUAGAUUUUUCUGGAGUGAUGAUGGGCAACGACAAAACUUUCAAGCAGGUAAGCUUAUGUAUGGAUGAACCAUGGUGCGGUACUGAGACAACAAAACUUGUAGCUACAGUAACAAGAAAAGUCCUCAAGGUUGAAAAACUGUGGAUACCUAGCUCUAGAACCUGGGCCUUCCGGGUUUUCAAGAUUUUUUCAUCAGGGAAGAUCAAGAAAUGUAAAAAAGUUGAUUCUUUGGGUGACGAGGCAAUGCUUUUGGAUCUAGGCAUCACUGUGCCCGCCAAUGACAUUGAGGGAUUCUAUAAAAACUCCAUCUAUUUUAGUGGUAGUCAUGAAGAGAACCCAACUGAUAUAUUUCACUUCAAUCUCGAGACACAGAAGAUGGAGCUACUGCACAAAUUUGAUUGUUCACCAGCUCAACUCUCUAGUGCUCGAUGGUUCUUACCAAGUUUGACUCACACAUGA
Camelina sativa (false flax) is the source of this 1200-nucleotide messenger RNA. The record is from RefSeq and is a predicted model, not a curated record. Lineage: Eukaryota; Viridiplantae; Streptophyta; Magnoliopsida; Brassicales; Brassicaceae.